This is a messenger RNA of Puccinia triticina, 2730 nucleotides long. RefSeq lists its product as uncharacterized. Gene Ontology annotation, molecular function: ubiquitin protein ligase binding. Lineage: Eukaryota; Fungi; Basidiomycota; Pucciniomycetes; Pucciniales; Pucciniaceae. The record is from RefSeq and is a predicted model, not a curated record. Gene Ontology annotation, cellular component: Cul4-RING E3 ubiquitin ligase complex. The coding region runs from base 1 to 2730 and encodes 909 amino acids. Gene Ontology annotation, biological process: ubiquitin-dependent protein catabolic process; protein ubiquitination; DNA damage response. The transcript is spliced from 8 exons.
AUGAAGCGAACUAACCCAGAAUCAAGACCUUCGUUCGGUCAAAAUCAGGCAACUAAUGACGACCAAGACAACCAGAACAACCAGCAGGACAUCCAAGCCUCCAUCCAGACCUUCCGAGCUGCAGCUGCCUCCAAGAGGAACCGGACUCACAACACACCAGCAAGCUCAAUCGAAGUAGGCCUACCACCAACAACCACCCUCCCCAACACAUUCAAUCCGGUCAAGACCCAGCGACCUACCGCCUUUGUUCUCGGAAUUUCCACCGAUCAUCCGCCCAUCUCAACCAUGCCUCAAAUCAAGUCGAUCUUCGAAAUAAGUAAAAUCUCGAUCAGAAAUUUAAGGAAAACACAAGACCCCUGCGAUACCCCACUGGAUGGCAUUCAUCAGAAUGCGCUCUCCAACCUGCGCAAUGCCCUUGACGACAUCCUCCAUGUUCCGCCCAAAGCUACGGCGACGAGUCUUACCACUCUAUCAGGGGCCUGUCAAGCGCUCGUGCUUGCUGGACCGAGGUGCUGUGAAAGUCUUUACGAGCAAGUCAAACAUCAACUAGAGAACAAGACUCUCGAGAUCAGAAACCAUCUGUUGGACGGCGUGCCCACCGACCCAGUCGUCGACUCCUUGCUCUCCUCCAACUCUGUCGAUAUCAUGGCGGCUAUCGCACUCUUCGAUCAGCCCCGUUGUCACUCUUGGUUGGAAAAAGCUCACGCCGUGUGGCUCGAUUGGUACAACCAAUUACGUCUCAUCCGAAGUAUGCUCGUUCAUCUCGAUCGCUUCAUUCUCGCUCGAUCUCAAGACAUGCUCCCCAUCUGGGAACUUGGUUUGGAUUUGUUCCGCAAGAACGUGAUUGGACGACCAUGGAAUCCAAUUUCCCUUUCGCUAUCAGUUGUCAUUUGUCAGCAGAUCACUCUUGAACGAACAGGCCAGACGAUUCCGCUUGUGCUUCUUCAGUCGUUGACUCAGCUGGUGUUUACGGCCUUCGGGGCUACGGGAUUUUCCAGUCUGAUCGGCUCGUCUCUGGAACAAACAACCGAGUUCUUCUACUGUCAGGAAGGCAAGCGACUGACCCAUGACGUCGAAUCGAACGUCUUGAGCGUUGGCGGACCGAUGGGAUACUUGAACCACAUCAAGAACCGACUUGAGUCGGAGGUCGAGCUAUUCAACAGGGUCUUUACCACUCCCGACCGAACCCUGAAUAGCCAACUCCUCAAGAGCGUCCUUCAGCUGGUCGAGUCAAAUUUGAUCCUUGUUCAUCUCGACACCUUACUCGCCCAUGGGCUUGUCAGGCUCCUGGAAAGCUUCCCUGACCCGGCCGCGGCUACUUCGCUGGGAACGUUCUACAAGCUGUUGACCAGACUCGGCGAGCGACCAUUGCAACAACUCCGGACAAGUUUUUCGCAGUGGAUCAAGCUGACGGGGGCAACACUGGUUGAAAAAGCCAGCGGGGGCGAGGAGGCGGAGGCGAAACGAGACGCGGGGAUGGUCGAACGACUGAUCGAGUUUAAGACCAAGCUGGACCGGAUCGUUGUCGACUGCUUCGCGGAAGAUCGAGAGAUGUUCUAUGCGAUCAAGGAGGCAUUCGAGAAGUUCAUCAACGAACGUCGCAAUAAACCCGCCGAACUUCUGGCCAAGUUUCUCGACCAGAAGAUGCGAACAGCUAGUCGGUCGAUGAAUGAGGCGGAAAUCGAUACCUGUCUCAAUCAUGUCCUCGUCCUCUUUCGUUACUCUCAGGCUAAGGAUAUUUUCGAAGAGUUCUAUAAACGCGACCUCGCUAAGCGGCUUUUAUUGUCCAAGUCUAGCUCAAUUGAUCUGGAACGGAACAUGGUGAUGAAGCUGAAAAAAGAAUGUGGGCCAGGUUUUACGGCGAAGUUAGAAGUAAUGUUCCGGGAUUUAGAGACGUCGAGUGAUUUGAACGGCUUGUAUGAGAAGGUGGAGGCGGAAGCCAUGCGGCAAGAAGGCGGCGAUGACGACGGAGUAGAGCUGACGGUGACAGUAUUGACGUCAGGGAGCUGGCCGAUGAGCCAGUCAAACGAGCCGAAAUUCCUACUGCCCACCCGUUUACAUUCCCACCUGACCCGGUUCGAGAGGUUUUAUGCGUCUAAACAUCUCGGUAGACGCUUGUCUUGGGCCCACUCAUUGGGCCAGGUUGUCCUUGCUGCCAAUUUUCCCAGCACACCCCAACCUCUCGCCAAACCCACUCGUAAGGAACUCACCGUCUCGACUAUCCAGGCUUUGGUCCUCAUGCUUUUCAACGACGACCCCGAUGACGAAUCUAUUGAUUUUCAAUCUGUUGUUCAAAGAACUGGAAUCGAUGAGAAGACGGCAGCUAGGACUUUGCAGUCUUUGGCGUGCGGAAAAGUUCGGGUGUUGGUGAAGACUCCCAAGUCCAAAGAGGUCUCGAAUACCGACCGAUUCGUGUUUAAUGCAAACUUUAAGGACGAGCAUUUCAAGAUCAAGAUCAACCAGAUCCAAUCCAAAGAGACUGUCGAAGAAAGAAGUUCGACACGGGAAAAAGUAGUCACUGACCGCUCGACAUUGAUCCAAUUAUCGAUUGUCAGGAUCAUGAAAGCUCGCAAAAAGUCUAAGUUUAAUCCGUUGGUCUUUGAAGUAGUCGAGCACUUGAAGAGCAGGUUUCAGGUCGACGUCAAGGAUGUCAAAUUGGCUAUCGAAAACCUUAUUUCCAGAGAUUAUUUGGAGAGAGUCAGUGUCGAUGAAUUCCAAUAUUUAGCCUAA